Messenger RNA from Quercus robur (English oak), 579 nucleotides. RefSeq lists its product as uncharacterized. The transcript has 2 exons. NCBI's taxonomy places the organism in Eukaryota, Viridiplantae, Streptophyta, Magnoliopsida, Fagales, Fagaceae. The record is from RefSeq and is a predicted model, not a curated record. Bases 11 to 337 code for a protein of 108 amino acids.
UGUUGAUCCAAUGCUUUUGCCAAGAGAAGUUGAAGGAAUGGGAGUAGCAACUACAGCAAUGAUGGCAACAAAAGAAGAUGAUAAUGACAAUGAAAAUGAAGUAGAAGAAGCUAAUAAUACUGAGGACUUUAGGCAUAUUGAUGUGGAUUUGCAAAAAUGCUUACUAUCAAUCCUUAAUAUCGGAAUCUUAUGUUCAUUGGAAUCUCCAAAAGAGAGAAUCAAUAUGGAGGAAGUCAUUAAGGAACUACAAUUGAUAAAAAGUACUUUUGUUGGUUUGGGGAUUCGCAGAGCUAGACCAAGUAGAGCUCCAAGGCCUAGAACAACUAGAAGAGAUUAAAUGUCUUUAGUAAUGCUUGGAUUAUGCAGGGGAUUAUGAGUCGUGAUCUUAAUUUCAAGCUAGUUUUAUACCCCUUGUUGAAAUGAUUAAUGGAUGAUUUUCUUUCUCUUCUAAUGUAGGAAUCAUGAUUUUCUCUCUCUUCAAGUGUAGGAGUCAUCUUCAUUUACUGUGCUGGAUUCUACUACUGUAAUGUGUGAUUAUGUGUUUGUACAAAUAAUCAAUUCAAUUCCUAAAAGUCUUUA